AUGGCGGAAACAAUUUCAGAGCCCUUCUUUAAGGGAAGCACAGGAAGGAGUUCAAGAGGACUUCUUCGAUUGAUAAUUUUGUGCUUAAUUGCAGCUGCAGCUGUAGCGUCUAGAUUGUUCUCCGUGAUCCGCUUUGAGAGUAUCAUUCACGAAUUCGAUCCCUGGUUCAAUUUCAGAGCGACCAAAUACUUGGUACAACAUGGCUUCUACGACUUUUGGGAUUGGUUUGACGACCGGACGUGGCAUCCAUUGGGACGAGUUACUGGAGGAACACUAUACCCGGGAUUGAUGGUGACCAGUGGUGCCAUUUACCACGCGCUCCGAGCUCUCACGAUUCCAGUCGAUAUCCGAAAUAUUUGUGUGCUGCUUGCACCUGGAUUCUCCGGACUUACUGCUUUCGCAACAUACCUCUUCACGAACGAGAUGUCAACUUCUCCUUCCGCUGGCCUUCUCGCCGCUAUCUUCAUGGGAAUUGCCCCAGGUUACAUCUCGAGAUCAGUUGCUGGCAGCUACGAUAACGAGGCAAUUGCUAUUUUCCUUCUCGUAUUCACGUUCUACCUCUGGAUUAAGGCAUUGAAGGUUGGCUCUGCAUACUGGGGUGCCCUCUGUGCACUUUUCUACGGAUACAUGGUGUCAGCUUGGGGAGGAUACGUCUUCAUUACCAAUUUGAUUCCAUUACACGUAUUCGUGCUUGUAUGCAUGGGCCGAUUCAGUCCAAGGUUGUACGUGAGCUACUGCUCCUGGUACGCUCUUGGCACGUUGGCAAGCAUGCAAAUUCCUUUUGUAGGCUUCUUGCCAAUUCGCAGUAGUGAACAUAUGUCCGCUUUAGGUGUUUUCGGCCUUCUCCAAUUAGUUGGAUUUGUUGAGUUUGUCCGCUCUGGAGUGCCAAGCAAGCAGUUCGCAACCCUACUUAGAGGCUUCGUACUUGCAGUAUUUGUUAUUGCUUUCGGAGGUCUGGUUCUCUUGACAGUUGGUGGCGUUAUUGCUCCAUGGACUGGUCGUUUCUACUCUCUCUGGGAUACCGGAUACGCCAAGAUUCACAUUCCUAUUAUCGCCUCCGUGUCUGAGCAUCAGCCAACCGCAUGGCCUGCAUUUUUCUUCGACUUGAAUCUGCUCAUCUGGCUCUUCCCAGCGGGUGUCUACCUCUGCUUUCAGAAGCUCGCCGAUGAGCAGGUUUUCAUUGUUGUAUACUCCAUCCUCGCCAGUUACUUCUCCGGUGUCAUGGUUCGACUUAUGCUCACACUCACACCAAUCGUUUGUGUAUCUGCUGCUCUUGCAUUGUCCAGCCUCUUGGAUACUUACUUGACAAUUCGAUCCCCAGAGGCACCUGUCGAAGGCGCUCCAGAUGCAACCGCCAAUGGAAAGUCUGCCAAGGGUGGCCUUCGCUCCAUGCGUCAGCCACUUGUCGGCAUCUACACCACGUUCUCCAAGGGAACUGUUGUUGGAGCUUUGACUUCAUACCUCUUGAUCUUCGUUAUGCACUGCACCUGGGUCACUUCUAACGCAUACUCUUCUCCAUCAGUCGUGUUGGCAAGCAGAAUGCCCGACGGAAGCCAACACAUCAUUGAUGAUUAUAGAGAGGCAUACCAAUGGCUCCGCCAAAACACCGCCGAGGACGCCAAGAUCAUGUCAUGGUGGGAUUAUGGUUACCAAAUUGGUGGUAUGGCUGAUCGUCCAACUCUUGUUGACAACAACACCUGGAACAACACGCACAUUGCGACCGUUGGAAAGGCCAUGAGCUCUCGCGAAGAAGUCAGCUACCCUAUCAUGCGCCAACACGAGGUUGACUACGUUCUUGUCAUCUUCGGAGGUCUUCUUGGCUACUCUGGAGAUGAUAUCAACAAGUUCUUGUGGAUGGUGAGAAUUGCCGAGGGAAUCUGGCCCGAUGAGGUCAAGGAGCGUGACUUCUUCACCGAUAGAGGAGAAUACAGAGUCGAUGAUGGUGCUACUGAGACCAUGAAGAACAGCUUGAUGUACAAGAUGUCAUACUACAAUUACAAUACCCUUUUCCCACCCGGACAAGCACAAGACCGUGUCCGUGGUGUUAAGCUCCCAGAUGUUGGACCAACGUUGAACACUGUAGAGGAGGCAUUCACCAGCGAGAACUGGAUCGUCCGUAUUUACAAGGUCAAAGACCUUGACAACGUCGGCAGAGAUCAUGCCUCAGUUGCGUCAUUCGAGAGGGGGAAUAAGAAGAAGAAGACGAUCAAGAAGAGAGGUCCGAAAGUCUUGAGGGUUGAGUAA
Cadophora gregata is the source of this 2244-nucleotide messenger RNA. RefSeq names its product oligosaccharyl transferase stt3 subunit (gene STT3). The transcript is spliced from 5 exons. The record is from RefSeq and is a predicted model, not a curated record. Gene Ontology annotation, biological process: post-translational protein modification. Lineage: Eukaryota; Fungi; Ascomycota; Leotiomycetes; Helotiales; Ploettnerulaceae. Gene Ontology annotation, cellular component: membrane. Gene Ontology annotation, molecular function: dolichyl-diphosphooligosaccharide-protein glycotransferase activity. The coding region runs from base 1 to 2244 and encodes 747 amino acids.